AGGUGCAGCGGCAAUCCCGAGAGCCAAAGGAAAGGCCAGGGAGGCGCCGUUGGUUCUGUUUCUUUCCGCCAAACCCCUGUGGCGCUAGCUCUUAGUCUCUGUCCCUAGCGUCCAGUGCGGGCCUUCCGCGUCAGCCAUCCCUUGAGGUUCGUAGGUGGCAGUUGCCCCCCCCCCCACACACUUUGCGGAAGUGAGGGGCGCGCCCCUGCGGACCCGGAGCCUCCAUGGGCCGGACCCCGAAGGCCAAUGUGUGCCAAAGGCUGAGUCGCCGGGCUCUGGGCUUCUUCGCACGCGACGCGGGCGUGGUGCAGAGGACGAACCUGGGCAUCCUGCGGGCGCUGGUGUGCCAGGAGAGUACUAAGUUUAAGAAUGUUUGGACAACUCAUUCCAAGUCACCUAUAGCCUAUGAGAGGGGAAGAAUAUAUUUUGACAAUUACCGGUGCUGUGUCAGCAGUGUUGCAUCAGAGCCAAGAAAACUUUAUGAAAUGCCAAAAUGUUCCAAAUCAGAAAAAAUUGAGGAUGCUUUAUUAUGGGAAUGCCCAGUGGGAGAAAUACUUCCUGACCCAUCAGACUAUAAGUCCUCACUCAUAGCACUGACUGCUCAUAAUUGGCUGCUUCGUAUAUCAGCAACUACAGGGGAAAUCCUGGAGAAAAUAUACCUUGCUUCCUAUUGCAAGUUCAGGUACCUGAGCUGGGACACUCCUCAGGAGGUCAUUGCAGUCAAGUCGGCUCAGAACAAAGGCCCGGUGGCGGCUCGCCAGGCAGGCACACAGCAGCCUGCUUUGUUGUACCUUGCAGUAUUCCGGGUUCUGCCCUUCUCACUUGUAGGCAUUCUAGAGAUCAACAAAAAGAUUUUCGCGAAUGUCACAGAUGCUACCUUGUCCCACGGAAUACUGAUAGUGAUGUACAGCUCGGGACUAGUCAGGCUGUACAGCUUCCAAGCCAUCGUCGAACAGUUCAUGCAACAGAAACUUGACUUAGGGUGUGCAUGCAGUCAGGGCGGGACUACUGGGACUGUAGGAGAGGCUCCUUUUGGCAUUCCUUGUAAUGUUAAAAUCACAGACUCUCCACCUCCACUCUUUGAAGUUUCAUCUCUGGAGAAUGCGUUUCAGAUUGGAGGCCACCCUUGGCACUACAUCAUCACACCUAACAAGAAGAAGCAAAAAGGAGUUUUCCAUAUUUGUGCCCUAAAAGAUAACUCCUUGGCAAAAAAUGGAAUCCAAGAAAUGGAGUGUUGCUCGCUGGAGUCUGACUGGAUCUAUUUCCACCCUGACGCUUCUGGAAGAAUAAUACAUGUUGGUCCAAAUCAAGUCAAAGUCUUGAAGCUAAGUGAGGUAGAAAAUAAUAGUUCUCAGUAUCAAAUCUCUGAAGAUUUCGUCAUUUGGGCCAAUAGAGAAAACAGAAAUGAAAGCUUAGUCACUGUCACAGCUUCUGGACGCGUGGUGAGAAGAAACGUCAACCUUCUGGAUGAUGACCCAGAACAAGAGACCUUCAAAAUCGUGGACUAUGAAGAUGAGCUGGACUUGCUUUCUGUAGUAGCUGUCACUCAGAUAGAUGCUGAAGGAAAAGCUCACCUGGACUUCCACUGUAAUGAGUAUGGAACCUUACUCAAAAGCAUCCCACUGGUGGAGUCGUGGGAUGUGACGUAUAGCCAUGAAGUCUACUUUGACAGAGAUUUGGUGCUGCACAUUGAACAGAAACCCAACAGGAUCUUCAGCUGCUAUGUUUACCAGAUGGUCUGUGACCCUGGAGAAGAGGAAGAAGAAAUUGUCAACAGAAGCGGUUAAGACAGUGAGAUCUUCGUAACUUGAGACAUUGGUGAAACUGUGUCCUAUCCUCCUUAUCUGCAUAGAACAUUCUGCAGUAUUUUCCAGAACAGGCCUUGUGCUAACUUCAAAGGACUAGGUUAAACUCUUGCCACAUACGGUGGUGAGGACUCUAUUUUAUGUAAAUGUUCUCUAGGAUGCUAUCCCAAGAGGCUUAGCAUUUUGAAACUUUUAGACUAGGUGCUAAUGGGAAUAUAAAAAAUGCUAGGGAACAGAAGACAGUUAAAUCCAGGUGUCAAGGAGACAUCAUUGAUUCAGGGAUAAUCAACAUACUUCUUAAAGACUACUACAAAGCUUUAAUUAGUAAGGCUAGGAAAGAAAAAUAAAAAUAUUAAACAUAGAAGCCAUGUGUGGUGGCACACACCUGUAAUGCCAGCUCAUGGCAGGUAGAACAGAAAAAUCAGGAGUUCAAAGUCAGCGUUCGCUAUCUA
This is a messenger RNA of Acomys russatus (golden spiny mouse), 2257 nucleotides long. It is a transcript of the gene Dcaf17, whose product is annotated as DDB1 and CUL4 associated factor 17. The record is from RefSeq and is a predicted model, not a curated record. Gene Ontology annotation, cellular component: Cul4-RING E3 ubiquitin ligase complex. The transcript has 14 exons. NCBI's taxonomy places the organism in Eukaryota, Metazoa, Chordata, Mammalia, Rodentia, Muridae. Gene Ontology annotation, biological process: protein ubiquitination. The coding region runs from base 225 to 1787 and encodes 520 amino acids.